AUGAAGCUCAACUUCACAGUCGAUGCCCCCAACUCGCUCAUACAUUAUGUGUCGAGUGGCUGGCAACUGGUACCUUCAACCGAUCCGUCCGUGGACCGGACCGGGAUUUGGGUUUAUGGUGCAAAGCGCCAGAAUCAUGGAAACUAUUUCGUGAAUUUGGAUGGUGCAGUCAGCGAAUACAGUGGUUAUAGCCCCAUUGACACGUUUCAAAAUGUUUUAUUUGGGCGAACAGACCUUGCACCUGAACUGCACUCCCUGAGCGUCACAAACGGGGGCUCUGACCACUAUUUCGAUAUUGACUAUAUCAUAUGGGAGGCUAUCAUUGCAGACUAUUCAACGUCGUUACUGGUCGAUGAUUCAAGCCGGUUUGAUGCAAACGGCAGUGUGCUCAUGUUCGAGUACCUCCCCAGUCAAUUUCUCUGGGAUAUUGGUACCUUUGACAAUGGGUCAUAUGACGAUACGAUUUCAUCAACAAACACGAACUAUGCUCGAACCUCCAUUGUUGUUCCAUCCACAGCUGAUGCCGUUGCUGUCUACGGAAAAGUUGGACCCAGCCACGGAAGUUAUGCGUGUGGUAUAAACAAGACGAUAGUCGACCCAGUGCUCCAGACUAUGAACGGCAACGCGGGCUUGUUCAGCGACGACGCGAUACAGCAAUUAUUGUGUUACUUCCUUGGGCUGGGCGACCAUCUAUCUCCAACCCUUCUCACUAUCGCUAACAACAUCAAUAGCGCUAGUCUCUCCAUUGACUACGUCGAAGUAUGGGGAUCCUCCCUUGACCCCAGUACCCCUUUCAUCGCUUCCACAACUGCCGCUCGGACAUCUUCGCGAACUGCAAGUCCAACCCAAAAUAGAUCGUCAAAAUCGACUUCCACUAAUGUGGGGUCGAUAGUCGGCGGCACUGUAGGAUGUUUGGUGGUUAUUACAGUAGCUCUCAUAGCAACAUUCAUUUUCCAUCGUCGACGACAACGUAAACGCGACAUCACGCCCCGUCACCGAGAUGUGACGGAAACGAUGCUAGGUCCCGUCUUUGAUGCCGCUCCCUAUCCCGUCCCUUACUAUUCCAGUGUCCUUCGGGACAUUGCACAUUUAACAAACCCACCCACUCGCCCCUCGGACGAACAUGUUUCCUCGUCCGGCCUGGUUCGCCAGAACUCGAGAACUCUGUCAGAAUGGACAGCUCCUGCAAGCCAGACGACAGGAAAUCCUCAACUUUUCGAUGGGCGGAGAGCUAUUAUACCCCGAAACGGCCUCGGAUACGACCCAUCACCACUGUUAGAUCUUUAAAAUGAUCUUUGUAAUGCAGAUGGGUAUAGGGGUUGUGCGUGGUCUUUGUCUAAUGCCUAGGGCGCACCGCUUUGUCCCAGAGAGUUACCUUAAUUAUAAUAUAAUUUAUGAUAUGCAUGGGUUUUUAUUUCCUUCAUAUGGGCUUCUGUGAUUUAUUUCAGAUUUUUCCCUCAUGAUCUAAGGUUGUUUUGCACUUUCCAUGCUUUGUUUUGACCGGGCUCUUCCUUAUUUG
This is a messenger RNA of Cantharellus anzutake, 1519 nucleotides long. RefSeq lists its product as uncharacterized. The transcript has 3 exons. The record is from RefSeq and is a predicted model, not a curated record. Lineage: Eukaryota; Fungi; Basidiomycota; Agaricomycetes; Cantharellales; Hydnaceae. The coding region runs from base 1 to 1287 and encodes 428 amino acids.